Messenger RNA from Paramormyrops kingsleyae, 1634 nucleotides. Its product is annotated as homeobox protein Nkx-2.5. Gene Ontology annotation, biological process: regulation of transcription by RNA polymerase II; cell differentiation. Gene Ontology annotation, cellular component: nucleus. The record is from RefSeq and is a predicted model, not a curated record. Lineage: Eukaryota; Metazoa; Chordata; Actinopteri; Osteoglossiformes; Mormyridae. Gene Ontology annotation, molecular function: DNA-binding transcription factor activity, RNA polymerase II-specific; RNA polymerase II cis-regulatory region sequence-specific DNA binding.
ACAGGAACGAAACAGACAACUGCUGUCGGAAUAUCUGUCAUACACGAAAGCCAACAAUCUUCCUGAUUCAUGGAAAACAGGCGAGCAUCUUUUACAUUCAACUUUUCUUUCUGGUUGAGGUUGGAUAAUGAUUAAAUAGCAUACGUUUAGUGUAUAUAUCGUUAUUGCCAAUCUAAACAAAAAUCAUUAUAAGAGGUCCAUGCUGUAAACUGAGAAGAAUUCUUGAUGCAGCUGAGAGGAUUCGAUGAUGCUUCCGAGUCCAUUCACUACGACACCGUUUUCUGUGAAAGAUAUACUGAAUCUCGAGCAACAGUCGCAAGCAUUAAAUCUCGAGUCCCGCGACGCGUACUAUCAGUGGGAAAUUCAAGGGCAGCAGCACCAUUUUCAGUCGACUUCUUUGUGCAUGAUCGUGGCAGGGGAGAGCCCCGGCUUGUCGGAUGCAGAUGAAAGUAUGUCCUACUUGAAUUCGUUGCCCGAUCAAGAUAGCAGUCUUUCUUCAGAGGUUUACGUUCCCUCAGCGCUUGUCCACUCUACCGUCACCUCUUCAGUGGCGGAGGUCGAAGAUCAGGAAACCAAGAACUGCAGUAUGGUUACGAAAUCUCAGGAGUGUGAAGACGGUGGACACUCUGACUCGGAGAAACCACAAAAACAGAGGAACCGGCGGAAACCGAGGGUUCUCUUCUCGCAGGCCCAAGUAUUCGAACUAGAGAGGCGCUUCAAGGAGCAAAGAUACCUGUCGGCGCCGGAGAGGGAACACUUGGCCAGUGCUUUGAAACUGACUUCCACACAGGUAAAAAUUUGGUUCCAAAACCGAAGAUACAAAUGUAAGCGACAGCGCCAGGACAAAACACUGGACAUCUCAGGACAUCAACAUCCACCACCACCAAGACGUGUGGCUGUGCCAGUUUUGGUCCGAGAUGGCAAACCCUGCUUGGGGGGAUCACAGAACUACAACUCACAUUAUACAAUGGGAGCAAAUCCUUACAACUACAGUGGUUAUCCGGCAUAUACCUACAGCACUCCGCCGUACAACAACGGCUACAGCCGUACAUACUCCACUCUUUCCACUCUCCCCCCGACUACAGCCGCCAGCGCCUUCAUGAACAUGAACCUUAGCAAUAUUGCGAGUCUCAGUGCUUCAUCCCGGGCUCCAACACACCAAGGGACAGCCGUCUCAGCGUGUCAAGGAACACUGCAUGGAAUUCGUGCAUGGUAGAAAGCUUCCGACCAGAUGUCACCACAAGACCAGGAUCGAUGCUAAGGAAUUUGAAAUCGCUGCAGUAUUUCUAAAACAAAGUUAGGUGUUUUGAUAUCUGUUGGUUGGUUGAUAUCUGAAGACACUGCAAUUUGUCUCAACUGAAAAGUCAUCUGCUCUGUAUAUUUCUAAGUGUGUUUGGUGUUAUGUUAAGCAAGGAAAACGCUAAUACUAUCUGAUUACUUCAGAAAUGAUUAGAAAUCAGCGUCUCUAAAAACAAGAUAUACUAUUUAUUACAGGUAAAUCUGCAUAAAAGUUACACACUUCAUGGUUAAUACGUAUAUGCAAAACCAAUCUGAGUUUCCUAAUGUAAUGAGAAAAUAAACAGUUUAUAGGUAUGUAGCAUGAAUAUACUGUUUUUCGUAAUAUGAGGAGCAGA